Molecule: messenger RNA, 3793 nt
Organism: Pangasianodon hypophthalmus (striped catfish)
Lineage: Eukaryota; Metazoa; Chordata; Actinopteri; Siluriformes; Pangasiidae
Gene: tsen54
Product: TSEN54 tRNA splicing endonuclease subunit
Exons: 11
Coding region: 2054-3481 (475 amino acids)
Biological process (GO): tRNA-type intron splice site recognition and cleavage
Cellular component (GO): tRNA-intron endonuclease complex
Source: RefSeq, a predicted model, not a curated record
AAGAAGAAGAAGAAGAUGAAUAUGAAUAUCUCAACCCUUGACAGGUGCUAUUGUAACGAGAUAAUCAAUAUUAUUCACUUCACCUGUCAGUGGUCAUAAUGUUAUGGCUCAUCGGUGUACAACAGCAGAAUACCUGAGCACAAUCAGAGACAACAAGCUCAGGAAGAAUAUGACGAGGUACAGACUCAGCAGCCACGGCCUGGCUAUAGAGAGAGGCAAGCACAGGCAGAGCUAGCUGCCCAGAGAGAGCAGGUUAUGCUUGUACUGUAGCCAAGGAGUGGUAGAGACAGAGCUAAACUUCUUAACUACCUGUCCUAUGAACAAAAUCGAAAACAGUUCUAUCCCAAAUUUGAAAUUAUUUGUCUCGACUUCAGAAAGCUGGAGAAUGACACACAACUUCAGUAUCUGCUUGGAGAAAAAGAGACUGCAUUUCACUAGCAGCAUGGUACAUCGAUGCCUGCCAUAAAAAAGGGAAGAGUUGACCAAACAGUGAUGCGCUCAUGAACUCUCUCUCUCUCUCACGCACACCACACAUAGCCCAGACUAUAAUUUUUGUUUUGUUUUGUUUUGUUUUGUUUUGUUUAUUCAUUCAUUCAUUCAUUCAUUCACUUGUUGAUCUUAUAAUUUGUUCUCUGUUCAGGUUUUGUUCCUUACCCAUAUAGAUGCUAGACUAGUAGAUUAGAUAUUUGUAUAAAUUAAUUUCACUAUUAGCAAUGAAAUCACAUUGGAUUAUAAACUAAUAUGUUUAUGUAAACUAUACAUUAUAUUUUCUCUUAAAUAUGACUGACCCCCUUCUUCAGUGUGCACUAUGCUGGAACAAUUGUUUCGGAGUACUGUUUCGGCCCAGCAGGAAUACGAAAGCACAAGGUUUGGCCAAUAGAAUUCAACAAGCUAAACUAAGCUUCAAAUCUAACACCUAGCAAGUUUGUCUAAAAGCAUAUGCUGCCAUAGUACCUCAGUGGGAUUUAAGAUUUUAGUUAGAUUUAGUUUAGUCUAAUUUGUGGAACCGAAAUGGACGGAAAUAUGUCUGGCUUAUCGAGUUAGCAAGGUGUGCCACGUUAUAAUCGGCUUGUUCGAAAUAAGUAAAUACAGAUGUGUGGUUUUCAACGCAAUAUAUUUCAUUAUUAUGUAUUAAUUGACCUAUUUAUUUAUUUAUUUAUUUAUUUAAAAUCGUUUUAUCACUUUUUGCUUCCAUAUUUUCCCUUCUCCCAACACUUGGAUCACUUGAUUCAACUAAUAAGCUAAACAGCCCUUCCUGAGUUGAGGUCGGUGUGUUUGAGCAGAGAAAACACUAAAAUGUGAGGGACAGGGAGGUAAUCCAAGACCGGGGCUGGGAAUCUGCGAUUUCCACAUCUCGACAGGCAAAUUCUGGUAUUAUGCUGCCCUCCUGUGGGAACGCUUCACAAUUAUAACGGGACUUAGACUUGGCACUAGGACCCAGGGGUUGAGAGAGUUUGCGAACAUGUCUGCGAAAGAUAUUCAACCGGAACCGGAAUUGGGAUGCACCCAGGACUCAGGGGUUUGAGAAAGAAUUGCGCCUCAAUUCACCUACUUAUACUAUGCACUAAAAAUAUGUACUCUUUUUGUGAAGAAAAGUACAUACUUUUGAGUGUGUAGCAAAAGAGUAUGCAAGUACUGGGACAUAGUAACACGUCAUGUAACGGAAGAGAACGUUGUUGCCUAGUUACGCAGUUUGUUACUGUAAAUAAUCUCGUUGCAUUUCAGCUUUUCUUCAUUCAUUAUUCCUUAUAUAAUUUAUACUAUUUCAUUUAAUUAACCAUUCUCUAGAUUAUUUUUCCACAUUUCAUUUACACCUCUCUAUAAUGCGUCGUUGAAUUCGGCGAAACAAAGCGUCACAAAAACUCCUCCUCCCUCGCGCAAGGAGUUGUGGGCAAUAUUAGCUGAAAAAGGGUCCACGGAUCCACACUUCGAAAAUCUACCGGAAGUAGUAGACCAUCCGGGUACUCUUGUCAAUAUACUACGAUUUGGGACAAACUAAUUAUAAUCUCGUAUCCUAUUGAGUACGGAUAGUAGGUGACGCAAAUUCGAGAAGAUGGCUGCGAACGAUAUUCAACCGGAACCUGUUCAGAUAUAUUUUAGUAAUGAAUUACUGAGCGGGAACCUUGUGAAUGCAGAUUGGAUCCCUGAGGAAAAGCUAGUGAAGCUGCAGUCUCCAGCAGGAAAAUUUUGGCAGACAAUGGGAUUUUCUGAUCAAGGAAAGCAGUGCUUGUUUCCAGAGGAGGCUCUUUACCUCAUGGAAAGUGGCAAUGUGCAAGUAUUCUACCGGGAUCUACCUCUCUCCAUCCAGGAGGGUUAUGAAAGUUUCCUUUCUGAUGAAACUGUGACUUUACUUCAGUACCAGACUAUUGGUUCUGGGGGAUCUCUUGUCCCACUGAAAUUAUGGUCGGUGUUUGGUCAUUUAAAGAGACUGGGAUAUGUAGUAAACCGAUUUGAUACUAGAUUGCCAUCUUUAUGUAAACAACAACUGAAUCUGCACCUAACCACCAACAGACCAAGCAGGCAGCCGAAGAGGAAAUGGAGCCAGAGUCCCAGUUUUAGACCAUGUAAUAAGAAAAGUACUGCAUCUCCAGAGGAAUCUGCAGGACAGCAUGAAGGUGAAAUUAAGACCAGUGUCCCAUACAGCAGCAUGGAAGAUCCAGGCCAACUACAAACACAACAAGCCUUUCAGGAUGAGAUAUUAAAGUCUGAUCCAGAAUUAGACAGAGCUCCAGGGAGGACCUGGUGGACAAAUAUAUCAAGCCAACCCCAGCCUGAUUCAUUCCAGACUUCAGUACGGUCCUGGGACUUCAGCUGCAUCUUUUUCCCAGACCUGGGUUCACUUAGUGGCAACUGUGCUUGCCUGCCCCCUCCCAAUCCCAGCUUGCUACCUGGUGCUCUGCAAGUACCUGAGUGCCACAUGGCUCACUGGCACAGAAAUAUAAAUUUGAAGGAGGAAUAUCGGUCCAAGCAAAAGCAGCAGAGGGAGCAACACCGACAAAGAUGCAACAUUAAUGAUGACCAAGGUGUGCGUCGGUGCAGGAACUGGGUCGAGUAUUUAGAUCUGGUGAAGAAAAGGAGAAGCCAGCAGCACAACAAACGUCUCAUAUACCUCAGGGAACAGGAGGUUAUGCCUCUUUCUCAGCCCGGAAAGUGUAGUUCACAUCGUGAGCUGCUGGAGCAAGUCAACAUUAUUCAGUCUUAUGAUUUGCUUGUAGCUAACUCCAGGUUACCCGGCUCAGACCAGUGGAGGAUCAAUUUUAACGUUUACCAGCCUGACACUGAGUUUAAGAAGAGUUACCCAGGAAAGCCCUAUACCCGCUUGUGUGUUUGCAGUUUUGAUGGUCCAGUGCCAAACUUGCAUGUCUUGAAGCAGCUGUCCUUCCAAAGUGGAGAUGUGUCUGUGACAUUUGCAGUGGUGGACCAUGGAGACAUUUCCUUCUACUGCUUCAAGGAGUUUAAGCUGCCCACUGAUGUCCAUUGACAAUUUUAUGGCAAUGCAAAUGCUUUUUCAUGGGGGGCUAAGAUAACAUACAAUGCAUGUCAAAUAACAUAACAUUUUGCACAGUAAUUGUACUUAUAAUAAUGUUCAAAUAAGGCAAAGUCAUUAUUACUUUUCCUCCAUAUUUAGAAACAAAGGUAUCUGUUUUUUUUUUUUUUUUUUUUUUUGUAAUGUUAUUAUAAUCAUUUUCAGUGUAAUUGUAAUAAAGGUAUUUUGUGAAAACCUUGUUAAUAUUACAAGAUUGGUUAACGGUAGAUUGCAGAUUGCAUGAUUAAAUAACAUUUUGCACCAUCA